Messenger RNA from Glarea lozoyensis ATCC 20868, 735 nucleotides. RefSeq lists its product as uncharacterized. NCBI's taxonomy places the organism in Eukaryota, Fungi, Ascomycota, Leotiomycetes, Helotiales, Helotiaceae. Gene Ontology annotation, biological process: spliceosomal complex assembly. Gene Ontology annotation, cellular component: U2 snRNP; U2-type prespliceosome; catalytic step 2 spliceosome. The coding region runs from base 1 to 735 and encodes 244 amino acids. Gene Ontology annotation, molecular function: nucleic acid binding; zinc ion binding. The transcript has a single exon. The record is from RefSeq and is a predicted model, not a curated record.
AUGGAUUAUCAGAAUCGCGCAGGUUCAAAAUUUGGAGGAGGCGGCGUCGCGUCAACCUCAGCAACCAACGCGGACCGACGAGAGAGACUUCGCAAACUGGCCCUCGAAACCAUCGACCUAGACAAGGACCCAUAUUUCUUCAAAAAUCAUGUCGGCUCCUUUGAAUGUCGCCUUUGCCUUACAGUUCAUCAAAACGAUGGAUCCUACCUUGCGCAUACUCAAGGCCGGAAACACCAGACCAAUCUGGCCCGGCGUGCUGCACGAGAGCAGAAGGAAGGAAGAGCGGGCACCGACCCUGUUACUGGUUUGCCUAUUGGAAUGGUAGGGGCACAGGUUAACGUGAGGAAGAACGUUGUGAAAAUUGGGAGACCUGGCUAUAAGAUUACGAAAAUUCGAGAUCCAGUUACGCGGCAGCAGGGCCUAUUAUUUCAGCUUCAAUAUCCCGAGAUAUCCGUUGAAGUACAACCAAAAGUGCGCUUCAUGAGUGCCUUUGAGCAAAAAGUGGACGAUCCUCCGGAUAAGAACUUCCAGUACAUGCUGAUCGCUGCGGAGCCAUAUGAGACCUGUGGAUUCAAGCUGCAAGCCAGGGAAGUAGAUCGUACGAAUGAUCGGUUUUGGACUUGGUGGGAUUCUGAUUUGAAGGAAUUUUGGGUGCAAGUGAUGUUCAAAACGGAGAGAGAAGAGCGAUACAGUGGUGUUCCGGGUUUGGCGCCAUCUGGGAUUCCCAGGCGAUGA